GGAAGGCUCUCCGGCCGGCAGCUGCCUCCCGCUGCAGGCAAGAGAGCGCCUGCCUCGCCGGGCGGAGGACAGCCGAGCGACCGGAGUGACAGCACAGGAAAGGCGGAGAGCAGGAGAAAGAAGCGUCUGCGCUGGCAAGCUCUCCCGGCAGCGCCGAGAGCCAGAGCUGCGGUGCUGCUGCGCCGAUGCUCCGUACGUUCGCAGUAACGGGUAGAGCGGAAGGCUCCGUGGCCGGGGAAGAGCGGCACGGACACGUUCCUGCUCGCUCCGUUGCACCGGAAUUUCGACGGCUGGGUUCGGCCGCUAAAUUGAUGGCGCUACCGGAAGAAAUUUCAGAAAAAAAGGGUGGCUUUUUCGUCGAUCUCUUUGUGAGAGUAUCAAAUCAGGCGGCGGUAAAUACGUAGAAGCAACUAGGCGUACUACGGCGUGUACCGGACAGCGUUGGCGUGCCGCUCUGCUAGCAGCGGAGAGCCAGAUGAGGAUGCCCGUGAUAUGAGAAAAGCUCUGUCCAGAGAUACGGAGACGAAAUCAGUUGUACCUCAUCCCGUGACACCGGAAGACAUUGAGUAAGUGUAAGCUGUGAUGCUCAGUGAAAUUACUAAGAGCGUUAAGUUUCCCGUGCCUUUGCUUUCACUCUCCCAUUCUCUUGUCUUGCGGCACGUCGCGUUUUUUGAGGCCGUGGAAGCGACACCGGGAGCGAUGGGGUGUCAGAACCAGGUCCUCCUGCCUGUCGCUGGUUUUGCUUACCUUCGCCGUCUCUGUGUACCAGUCUGCGUGUCUCUCUGUGUUCCUCAAUCCCUGUCCUCUCUUCUCUGUUCUGCUUUGUUUCGCUGCGUAUGUCCCGUUCCCUGUCCCACCUUUAUCCUUCCUUCCUUCUUCCUCGCCUUUUUCUCUGUCCUUUUGUCCUGCUCCCCGACCCUGUUUCUCGCUCCAUCUGACCGUCCUUUUCCUGGCACCUUUGUGUCUCUGCUCCUUGCCCCCGUCUUUCUCUCCCCUCUGCCCAGUCCUCGUCUCCCUCUUUUGUCUCUCUGCCCCUCUGUCCUGCUCCCUGCCCCUCUUUUUCUCACUCUGCCCCAGCGUCCCGCUCCCCGGUCCUCUUUCCCUCUGUUGCGCUCUCCUUCUCCCUGCUCCCCAGCCCGCUUCUCUCUCGCUCCCGCUUCCUUUUUUUAUUCUCUGUUGCUCUGUCCUGCUCCCCGUGCCGCUGUCCCUCGCCGUACCUCUCGGUCCGGCUCCCUGCCCUUAUUCUCUUUUCCUCCCUCGCCGUGGCGCUGCCCGCCCAGGGUCGUUUCUGCCUCUCUGUCCCGCUCCCCGUCCUUGUUUGUCGGUCGCCGUCCCGCUGCCUCUCUUCCUGCCGCUUCUUCCUCCCUCUCUGUCAGGCUCCCCGUCCCCGUCCUUCACUCGCCGUCCCUUUCCUUGCCUCGUGCUUUCUCGCUCGCCGCCGCCCCCCCCCCCAUCCAGCUGGCUGCCCCUUUUCUCCUCUCAGCCAGCGUCCUGCAGCUGGCUCCUCGGUUUUGGCGGCAGCCUGCACAUAGCAGCCCAGCUCUCCAGCAGCCUGACGGACCGACCGUGUGUCUGUUCCACGCCGGACUGGCGAGCGUGGCUCUGGGUAGGACAGCCGAGGUGCCCCAGGGCCGGGCCCCGAGCCCCGGUGCGGAGUCUCUCCCGGGACCGGCUCUGUGUGUGACUGAAUAAACGCUUGCGGUCUCUUUU
Grus americana (Whooping crane) is the source of this 1710-nucleotide messenger RNA. RefSeq names its product BCL-6 corepressor-like protein 1. The record is from RefSeq and is a predicted model, not a curated record. The coding region runs from base 583 to 1692 and encodes 369 amino acids. NCBI's taxonomy places the organism in Eukaryota, Metazoa, Chordata, Aves, Gruiformes, Gruidae. The transcript has 5 exons.